Messenger RNA from Arachis ipaensis, 922 nucleotides. RefSeq names its product arginase 1, mitochondrial-like. Lineage: Eukaryota; Viridiplantae; Streptophyta; Magnoliopsida; Fabales; Fabaceae. Gene Ontology annotation, molecular function: agmatinase activity; metal ion binding. The record is from RefSeq and is a predicted model, not a curated record.
UGAAGCUUGAUUCUCAUGUUUUCUACAUUCUUCCAGCCUCCAUUACGACCCUUAGUUUUAGGUGGCGAUCACUCAAUAUCAUAUCCAGUUGUUCGAGCCGUCUCUGAAAAACUUGGAGGACCAGUUGAUAUUCUUCAUCUUGAUGCACAUCCUGAUAUCUAUCAUUGUUUUGAAGGAAACAAGUAUUCACAUGCUUCGUCUUUUGCUCGAAUCAUGGAGGGUGGUUAUGCCAGGCGACUAUUGCAGGUUGGUAUAAGAUCAAUAACAACAGAAGGGCGCGAACAAGGCAACAAAUUCGGGGUUGAGCAAUAUGAAAUGCGAACAUUUUCAAGAGAUCGUGAAUAUUUAGAAAACCUGAAACUUGGUGAAGGUGUGAAAGGUGUAUAUGUCUCAAUAGAUGUGGAUUGUCUUGAUCCUGCUUUUGCUCCUGGAGUGUCUCACAUCGAACCGGGAGGUCUCUCUUUCCGCGAUGUUCUCAACAUCCUACACAACCUUCAAGGCGACAUUGUUGCCGCAGACGUGGUUGAAUUCAAUCCGCAACGUGAUACAGUUGACGGUAUGACUGCCAUGGUAGCCGCAAAGUUGGUGAGAGAACUGACUGCCAAGAUUGCAAAAUGAUUAAAUCUUCAAUGCAAUCCUCAUUCCUUUAAAUAGCUUCUAAGAGUGACAUUGAAUUUUUGGUUAGUUUCAUUGAAAUCAUUCAUAAAAGGGUUUACAUGUCCUUUUACAUGUCCUUGUGCUUUAACUAUGAAAAAAUGUGUGCAGCACACAAAACAUGUAGUUAGUUCUGUGCAGAACAUGUAUGUAAUAAGUAGAUUGCUACUUCUUUAUUGUUAGCAUAUUUCAAACAUAUUUAUAUUUCUGAGUUUAAAUGUUUGAAAAACUAUAGAAUAUCAAUGUUGUGAGACCUUAUGUUUCUGUA